AAAAUUUUAAAUCACAAUUUGGCAAAUAAAACCAUGAUCAGCCAACAGAAUCGAAAAGGAAUCUAUUCAUUUUGCUGUAUUUUCAGUAAUAAUUCGAUAUAUAAAUAAAUUUUUCAAGGCCUAACAUUUUUUGUAUUGAAAUAUGGAAAGCAAUCAGGAGAAAACAGAGAUCAACAAUGAUCAAUCUAGUAGGACUGACAAUAGUAGCGCAGAGAUAGCCUCAGUUGAGACAUCUGGUGCAGUUUCUACACAGGCAGAAAUGUCAGGCAGUAGUUCUGCCGGGCCAGCUAUGUUGACGGAAAAUAUGGAAGAAAUGGUGUCUCAAUUAACGGAUGGAUUUUUGUCCGAAGUUCAGCCACAGUUGUUGGAAUUGAGAGAAAAGACAAAAGAGAUUACGUAAGUGUUGAUGUGCUAUGUUUGUAUGAUUAAUUAACAGAUUAUUUAUGAUUUGUAGCAAUAUAAAGUAAUUUGUAUUUUGUUGAGGUUGGCAUUUUGAGAUUUUUGUAUUUUUAGUUCAAAAUCCUCAUUUCAAUCUUACUACCGUAUUUAAUCCCGAUGAGCGUUUGAAUUUCUGAGGGAAUCUGGGAAUGCAAAGUAUUCCCCGAUCCCCAGCCCUCUUUAAGCAUUUAGACAUGACAUUGAAGUCAACCCUCCUACCCCAGGCUUUGGAUAUCCUAGAACAUUUCACUAUUACAAGAAGUACAUUUCCCUCCCCCUCCGGACGGCAGAAAUUAUGGCCGGGCGAGGGGGCUAGGAUCUUACUGGAAUGGCCUCUUACAUCAUUGAAAUGGUGCAUAUGGAUUGUGGUGUGGCUCUCAAGCACAGAAAGGGCUGAUUCAACUCAAAUUAUUAUAUAAUACUAUGUAAUAAGUUACUGCCUCAGACAGAGAUUGUCAUUGCUUGGUACAUUAUCGAUUUACAUUAUUAUGGUUACUGCAUGCAAGCCCUGCAAGCUAGUCUUCUUAAUUCCACAGCAAAAACCAGGGAAUUUUAAUUGAAACAAUUCAACAAGAAAACAAGAAAUAUUCUGAGAACAAGGAGAUGGAAGAGUUGACUAAAAUGGUAAAAAGAGAUGUAAAAUCGUUUUUAUGUUAUAAAUAAUUUUAAAAUUUUUGUCGAUUUUCACAAUUUUAAAAGAUUUUAACAUGUAUCAAUGUUAUGAGAAAAAUAAUGUACAUGUAAUAUGUGGAAUGAAACUUUUCUGAUGUUUGACAAAACCUUUACAUGGCAUGAUUUUUUCUGUGUGGUGUUAUGUACUGUGAGGUGAAUAUGAUAUUUGUGAUGUUACUCUGAGUGUAUGUCCACACCGGGCAAGCUUGAAAAAUAUGCCUGGCUACGGUGGGAAUCAAACCUACGACCUUUGGAAUGCUAGCCCAAUGCUCUUCCAACUGAGCUAUAUGCGGUCAGGUUGGUUCUGGGUCUAGUUCCUUCGAUAUCAAUGCAACUUAGUAAUCAUGAUUUUUUUCUGUGUGGUGUUUUACAUAGCAAUUUAGCAAUGGAAAAAUAUUUUUAUCUAAUAUUUUUAGGUAUCUGUAGUACAAUCAUAUUAUGUCAAAUUGAAGAAGAUAAAAAAUGACAUGGAUCAUUUAGACGAACGACUGGGCAAAUUAAAGGUUGUUCCAAUAUAUUAAAAAGUUGGCUUUUAUGAAAAAUUUAUAGCAUGAAAUUAUAAAGUAAAAAUUUAACAAAAUAACAUUUUCUAAUUUAAACAUUUAUAGAAAAGAUCUUUAAAGUUGAAGGAAAAAAGACAAAAGAAAGAUGAGGAUGAAGCCCAGAGACGAGAACGUGAAUUAGUUUUAGAACGAGAACUCACUGCCAAACCAGCCACAUAAAUUAAACCAGGGCGUAUAACGACUGUAAUUGUAACAAUUAUAUAUAGAGAGGAUAUUACACAGCCGCGCAAAGAUAUGACUUUUAUCUUCGAAUGGUGAAAACAAUAUUUUACGAACGAGUGAGUAAAAUAUUGUUUUUAACACGAGAAGAUAAAAGUCAUAUCUUCUAGUAUAUGGUUUCUCAUGCAAUUUGAAAAAACUUUUCAAGAACUUCAAAUUGUAUGUACCCUAUUUGCUUUUUUGAUCGUAUUUGCAAUUUUGCACCCUAUGUACCCUAUUUGCAAUUUUGAUCCUCUUUGAUCAUCUGUUAAAAACUUGUGAAAAAAUUUUUUCCCCAAAAAUUUCUUCCAAUAGGAAUUUUGAGAAAACUGUGGACCAGUGGACAAGACAUGACUUGUAAACAACAUCAACACCAUGCAUACACAAUAUUCCUAGACAUACACAAAUAUUCCUAGACAUACACUGUAGUAUAGGUGCAUUACUUGGAGCAUGUAAGUUAUCAGGGACGCCGGAACGAUGUGAAGGCAAGGGGAGCAGAUUUUCGUGAAAGGGCACUUUUGAAUUGAUAUAUACUAAGAGAUGUUUGCAAAACAUCGGGAGUUGAACUUCGCCUAAUCAUGUUUUCUAUUUAUUGGAUGAUAGGGGUGUGAGGGAGUUCUCCGCCAGGCGAUUGUGGUAUUCUUGAAGCUCGAUGACUGCAUUUCUUGCGUUUUCUGAAGCAAAUUCGUAAAAGAAUUGCACUAACAUUUCUGACAAUUUGCUAUUUCGCCAAGGCAAUCCUUCAAAUUGAAAGGGCACCUUUGCCCCCCUUGCCCCUCCUGGUAAAGGGCAACGGGGGCGGCUGCCCCCCCCCCAGUUCCGGCUUCCCUGUAAGUUAUAACCAUAUCGUAAUACGAUUGAUACAGUCAGUCGAACCUCUCCUUAUGGGCGUCUCUCUAAUGCGGACACCUCUAAGUCCCCACAAAAUUCACAUCUAUUUUUUCUAAUAAAAGCCAACCAUCACUUAUAAGGACAGCAGGGACUAAAACUCAUCACUAGAAUAGAAAGCAAAUAGGGUACAUAUAAAUUUAACAUCUAUAAAACAGAAAUGAUCAGAUGAUAUUUUGAGUAUGUAAUACAAUUUCCUCUUUGUAAUAUCAGCAUCGAUGUUCAACCAUUUGAACUACAAUGCACCCAAAUCUCCACCUUAUUAGUUACUCUGUCUAACACCAGAUGAUUUUACUCGUCAAGGGAAGGGUCAAUAUGUUCUAUCUCUUUGGCAUCUUAAUUAGCCUUCAGACUGGUUUGACUGUGGAUAUACCAGGGUGCAAAUUAGCAGCUUACUUAUGACAAAUCGUCAUAAGUUGUAGGCCAUACCUAAUUUUAAGAAUUUUUUAUCACUGCACAUUUUAUGCCAAAAAUUUCCGAAUGACUAAGAUUUUGGUCAGUGUACCAUUUUAAGGGUCAAAAAUUUUUUCCCGACAUACCAAAAGCCAGAUAUUAACUAAAAAUUGCCUGAAUCUCAUGAUUUUCGUACAAAAAACAUAUACUAUUAUUUAAUUCGAUAAUUUGACAGUCAUCAUUUCAAUUUCAAUUGACCAUUUGCGUAAUAGACUAAAUUUUGAACUAAACAAGUCUAGACAAAUAUUUCAUCACAGCUUGAAGGAGCAUCACAAAAUUAGUAAUAUUCCAAGGUUUCGUUGCAAAAUGUUGUAAAAUGCGGAAAAUAUAGCCUUGCGAAAUUUGCAAUUUUCAGUCAUUUUAGAUUACAAACGGGAAAUUGACAGCCCCAAACCCUUCGAGGCUGUCAAUUUCCGGUUUGUAAUCUAAAAUGACUGAAAAUUGUAAACUUCGCAAGGCUAUAUUUUCCGCAUUUUACAACAUUUUGCAACGAAAUUUUGGAAUAUUACUAAUUUUGUGAUGUUCUUUCAAGCUGUAUUGAAAUUUUUGUUCAGAUCAAAAUUUAGUCUAUUACGCAAAUGGUCAAUUAAAUCAUUCUCUUGUGUUAAUUAACAACUUAUCAAAGCAAAUUUUAUCACUGCACAUUUUACAUUUUAUCACUGCACAUUUUACUUUUAUCACUGCACAAAUUGGUUAUCACUGCACACCGCUAAAAUUAGGUAUGUUGUAGGCCAAAAAAUUAGCCUACAAUUUCAUGGAAAAAUUUGUAGGCCAACUCUUCAGUCAGUUUUAAACACUCGGAAUUCCUUGCCAGAUAAACUUCUUGACAGCAAAAGAGAAAACUUUCAUCGCAAAACAAAACUAAAAUUGAAUAUUAGAAAAACACUUUUGUAAUUCAAAAUUUAACUUUGUAGGUCAAAACUAGCAUGGCCUACGAUUUUUGAAAAGGCCAGAAAAAUUAUUAAUUCGUACCCUGUAUACCUAAACUAGGAAAACGAAAGCCUCGAAAGUGAUUAAAUUAUAUUAACACAACAAAACCACAAUGGUAAUUGUUCCUUUGUAUUAUCUCUGUACAGUAAUAUACUACAUCGUUUCAUCUACUGUAUCUAUAGGUACAGCAGUAUACAUGUAUGCUCUAUUCUCUAACUACUAAACAGUGGCUGACAUUUUUGGAUGCAAACUCGGUAAUUGCCAAUAUAAUACCAGCUGUUGUCGCGCAAGCACUGUAAAUCUUCGUUUCUACAAACUCAAAUGAAGAUUUCAGGAUGCGUUAAACUGAAAGGGCUAAACCAAAACGAGUUACAAUUACAUGUUUAAACACAAUUGAUGGCAACUUUUCUUGUCUAUUCUCAGUUCAAUCAUGUUUCAGCUACUUAAAUUAAAAGGGGAAUGGCAAUGAAAUUCAAGUCUGUUUUGAUAGAAAGAACUCUUUAAACUGUAAAAUAAGUUAUUUUACAACUUUUCUCAUCACUUUUCAUUAUUGAGAUAUUUUAGGAUAAAAUAAAGAUAAAAUAAAUUUAUUUUAUUAUCCAUGGUUUGAUAUACAAAUGAAAUAAAUUUAUGACGUCACAAGCUGGUAAAACUAUUUUCAAAGAUUGGUAAUCGCGCCAAAGUCGGAAGCUAGCUCGCUGUUCAAAAUGGAGGAAGUCAUUCAGGCCAAUAUCGAUCGAUGGUUCUAUUGAUUAAUCUUGCAUCCAAAUUUAUACAUGCAGUUUUUAAGAGUCCUGUGGUCUAUCAAACACUUUAUCCCGCUUUUGACGUCAUCUUAUUUACAGUACAUAUAAAUAAUAUACAAAUAAUGAAUGUUUAUGAGUGCAAUGGUAAGAAUAUUUUCAUUAGGUGAGAGAUGGAACAUUCCCUCUUUCACCGAAUGAGUAUAUUCUUACCAUUGCACGAAUAAACAUUAAUUAUUUGUUUUAUAUAAUACCAAAAUAGACUAAUAGAUUCGUAUGAGUAGCAUUUUGAUGGAUAUGAUUUAUCGAAAACACAAAGAGUGCAAUGGAAUAAAACGUAUAGUACAAUUGCACUCGCAAAGAGUGCAAUGGAACGUAUUCCAUUGCACUCUUGGGAAAUGGAAUUUUCUAUUCAAUAUCACGUGACCAUAAACAGCCAAGUAAACGAUCAGAAAUCAAUAAGGUAUUAUAUAAACUGAAAUAUCUUCUAACCAAAGAAAGAUAUAAAAAAAUUGUAAAAUGACUUAUUCUACAGUUUAAGGAGUCCUUUCAGUCUAAACAUAUUUAAAUUUUAUUGCCAAUACCCAUUAAGGUUUAUGGAAAGUUUUCUGGUCGUUUUGGUAAAGCAAAAUAUGAAUACGCAAAUAGGUAGUCUAGACUGUCUAGUUUAGUCUGGCAGUAAACAACAAAGAAGCACCAGACAGCGAUAUCAGCUUUACUCCGGUAUACGCAAGUCCGCAAAUUAUCACACCCUGACUUCACAGGUCAAUUCCAUGCAAAUUUGCUUAUUAAAAUGACCUAUUAUAACCUGGCUUUAAAAACAAUGUAAAGCUUAGUCACUUAAUCAGUUCUCAUUCAAAUCAUUGAGAGGCUUUUACAAUGUAUUGCCUGAUAUUGCUAUAUGUCCAUGUUCCCUUAGCACCUUGAUGAGGAUUUGUGGUACUGUUUCCAAAUUCCUCGAUCGUCGAACAGUUAACUUGAAUUGCUCUUGUGACGUUGUAAUAUCGUUAAAUACGAUUAUCUGAUGUAUACAUAUAAGGAACACAUGGGUAUAUGUUUUAGUAGUAUAGCUACACUGUUCCUACAUCUCGUGCGGUCUAUGAUCGCCGCUCGGCAUUGCUGUCAACACCUCGUCCAGUAACUGUAAAGCACGGUGGAGAUGAAUUUCGAUCCAACAUGGCGUGUCCUUGAUGCUUUUGCGCGGAUAGUCCGGUCCCCAGCCUUUUACGAAACUCAUACGUAAUAUGCACAGACGACGAAGGUCAUCGACACCAAUGCCU
This is a messenger RNA of Paramuricea clavata, 6165 nucleotides long. The record is from the annotation of a GenBank genome assembly. NCBI's taxonomy places the organism in Eukaryota, Metazoa, Cnidaria, Anthozoa, Malacalcyonacea, Plexauridae.